GUUUCUCGGCUGUUGCACCUCCGGACGAGCUGACUGGGGCUCCCCAUGUCCUCGACAGAAGAGCUGGGCGCACAGUCGGACGACCACCCGGUCCUCCCCAGGAUGGACUCCUCCGGCUCCGAGGACAACCAGUUUUCACCCGGAGCCCGAAUUCACUCCAAGUCGUCCAGCUACGACGUGCUGUCUGUCCUAGGUCGCGGAGCCUACGGGAACGUGGUUAAAUGUCGGAAGACCACCGACAACAAGACAGUGGCGGUCAAGACCAUCAAGAACCACGGAACAUCGGCCAAACGGGCCAUAUAUGAGAUUCUGGCCCUGUUAAAAAUCAAAAAGAUGGACGCUGACAAAUGCCACCUGGUGCAAUGGUACAGCAUCUUCAGCAUCUCUGGACAUGUUUGCAUUGAGUUUGAGCUGCUGGACAAAAGCCUGUAUGACUUUGUAAAAGAGCGAAAUUUCCGGCCUCUCCAGCUGAAGGAGAUCAGGCCCAUUGUCCAUCAGCUGGCGGACAUGCUGGACCACUUGAAGGUCUGUCAGAUUAUACACGCAGACCUCAAGCUGGAGAACGUGAUGCUGGUCAACCAGUUGCAGCAGCCCUACAAAAUUAAAGUGAUCGACUUCGGCCUGGCUGCUCAGGUGUCCACUGCCAAACAGGGCUCGCUUAUUCAGACACUCCCCUAUCGGUCUCCGGAAGUCCUGUUGGGUGCACCAUUCACAGAAGCCAUAGACAUCUGGUCUGUGGGGUGCAUUGCUGCUUUUUUAUACACAGGCGCUCUGCUGUACCCUGGAAAAAGUGAAUACGACAUGGUCAGGUACAUUGUGGAAACUCAAGGCCAACCUCCGGAUAAUGUUCUUGAAGCUGGACUGCAGACCAGCUGCUUCUUCCAUAUGGAGCACAACUUCAGCUGGAAGCUCAAGACACCAGAACAGUAUCAGAAAGAGACGACCUCGGCAUCCAAAGAGACCAGACGCUUUAAAUUCCGCUCUCUUGAUCGCCUUCUUCAUUUCCAGCCGGGGAUCUUGAACACCAGGCACAUCGCCAACAAAGCCGCCAAGACGGCCGACGUGCAGAAGUUCGUGGAGCUACUGAAAGGAAUGUUGCAGCUUGAUGCCGCCCAGCGGUUGACGCCUCGCCAGGUGCUGGAGUACGACUUCAACAGCAUGAGCCAUCUGGAGCCGCUUCAUGCCACCAGCUCUCACGUGCAGUCGUGCUUUCACAUCAUGUCCGUGUGCUCCAACAAGGCCACGCUACAAUCUCUUGGCGGGACUGGAUUCGACCCAUCCGAACUAAACGAGACGCAUGAUGACGAGCCAUGCUGCGGCAGCCCUGCGUCGCCUGAAGUGUACGAAAUCAUGGCCCACGACGAGCGGUCAGACCCAAGUUGACACAAGGAUAAACAGGAGAUGAUCACUUGAUGAGAAGGGACGUGCUUUCGCUUCAUCCCUCUACAUUAGUUACAAUUACAAACUCACCAAUGGAUAGUGGUGGAGUCUUCGUAACCUGUACAAUGUAUUCAACAGGUAACACCCAACAAAUCUUAAGAUAAGUUUCACAAAAAUGCUCCCAUUGUUUGGAUAAUGUGUUGGAUGUUGCUUACGUACCAAACAAUGUUCUGUCUGAAUAAGGGCUGCAUGAUAUUGGAAAAAAAAAAAUUCACAUUGCGAUUUUUUUUUUUUAACCCUGCAAUAUAUAUUGCGAUGUGAAAAAAUAUAGGACAACAUACUCGUGACGUGAAAACUAGCACACAUUUCUUUUACCCUGUCUGUAUUUUUUGGACAGUUUAUAAUAGUUUCAGUAGAAAAAAAACUGCUUAAUCACUAGAGCGCAUAAGUAUACUGAAGUCUACCUGUAUUUAAGUAUACUGCAGUACAGUGGUCCCACCCGAAGAGUGAAAAUGCAUGAAUAAUUAAAGGUCAUGACAAUUGCCAUGAUUUUGUCAUUCGAAAAAAAGCAUGGAUAAACAGGAAAAUGCCGCCAAUAAGCCGUUUCUGCGAAAAAUGGGGGCAGGUCCCCCACCCACAAAAAAUGUUAUGAAAAAAAAAAAUCUCGCAAAAAUCCGCAGAGUCUGUGUAUGCCGAACUGGAAAUACGCUGGGGUCCACUGUAUUGAGCAGGGAACGGACACGUUAAAAUUUGUUUUCAUGCCCAGUUAUUCUGUAGUACAUAUAUCCAUUCAUACAUUCCAAUUUGUUUUGGAUGAAUUGUUAUUUUACACAUUUUAACAUAAUAUGCAUCAGUAUUUCUAUGUUUGAGUCCCAUUAGUUCAAGCAACAGUCUUGUGUACCUUAAGUUUGUCCCCAGUGUAGCCGUAGCCCCCUCACCUGAAGUGAAAUCUGUUGUGACGUGCGUUGUGACGUGCAUUCGUUGCAUUCAGAAGAGCGAUACAUUAAAUGCAGGCGUGCAAUUGUUUUCCUUUGUCCUCGUUAUUGGUUAUCGUAUUAUAUAACUUGUACAGUAUCCAGUACAACAAUGAUGCUCCAUGUGUGUUUGGAGGUUUAUAAUUACCCUAACAUUGUUGCUGAUUUCCGUCAGCUUGUCUGGCGAGAAGAAAUGUCCAGGGGACUUUAAAUAGGUAAAGAAAUACAUUAAAAGAAUAAAAUAAAAAAACGCUUGCUGAAUAUUAUUUUCAGGGUUCUCAAUACGAUAAAAAUGUUACAAUCGCUGAAAAAUAUUAAAUGUGUCACGGCGCAAGUUGUGUAUGAAAGUUCCUGUGUUGUAAACGCACCGUGUAUCUUGCAGCAAGCAUGUGACUUACUGUAUGUUUUCUACCCUUGCUAAGCAUGGUUUACUCUUUUACACACCGUAGCUGGAGUUUAGUGAAACCCGCACGACAAAAAGAAUUACACACAUUCUAUAUUUUGAGAUCGCCGCCUUAAUGCUAACACUUAAUGGAAAACUAUUGGCAACCUAAAAAUAAUCGAUAUUCUCACACAAACGCCAUAGCAACACAUGCAGACAUGGUAAUAGUUUUCUUUAUACUCUUUUUAGCUUGCAGUAAAUGUAUAUGCAUCGCUAACACAUGCAAACAAGGUAAUAGUUUUCUUUAUACUCUUUUUAGCUUGCAGUAAAUGUGUGUGCAUCACUAUAGUUAAAAUUACUAUCACGUUUCGACUGCGUCCAUUUUAUACGGACAGGGUUAUAGUUAAAAGUGGUGUUUGUAGUCGUUGAUAUGUUUACUGCUGCUUGGACGGUUAGAGUGAUGGAGCUUAUGACUACCUCUUGCGGGCCGAGAUUUCUACAAAUGUCAGCUGGUCCACAGGUUGCAUGUGCUGCGUAGUGUCAUGGUCUGUGUUUUGGUUUGGGUUGUGUUUAGUUUUGUUCCAUGUUUUCCUGUGUUCCAUGUUUGUCGUGUGCUCAUUAAGUUGUUGUGUCCACCUGUUCUCGUCUGCUUUGUGUCGACCAAUCAGCUCUCUCCAGCCACUCAUGUCUUGUCCAGGUGUUCCUCGUUGUCUCGUCUGUUGUAUUUAGUUCCCUGGUUUCUUUCAGUUCUUGUCGGUUCAUUGUCGUCGUCACAUGUCUUUGCCAUGUCAUAGUCGUCAGUUGUCUUUAUCAUUGUGGUAUGUCAUUGUCAGGUGUCAUUUUCCCUUUCUAUUCCACGUCUUACUCACAGGUCAUAAGUUUGUUUCCAGUUUUAGAUAUUCCAGUGUUUCUUUUUUACUUUGAUUUGAUUGGUAUCUGUUGUGGGACUUUGUUCAGUUCAGUUUUCCCUUUUCUAAGAUUAAAUAUUAUUUUGAGACUCCCGCACUCCUGCCUUGCCUCCCUGCUUCCCUGCAAUUGGGUCCACCAUGUUCUUACCUUGUGUUACUCGCCCUCGCCCUAACCACGUACGUGACAGCGUAGUGUGCGCAAUGACGUCAUUGUGCCAAGUAGAAACGCUUGAAAAUUCAGUGAUUGAUUCCAUGGAAUCGUUAACUUUUGAACCGUUUCUCAGCGAUUCUUGGUUGACUUUAGAACCAGUUCCCACCAAUUCUUGGUUUUUGAUUCCCAUCCCUACUUGUUAGCGUUAAGUUAGCAGAGAUUUGUUGUUUAAUAAUUUAGUUUUACCUGGGAGUGACAAAAACUUUAAGCAAGAUCUUUUUGCCUCUUAUUUGAAGACUAAGUCUGAUCGGCCUGAUCGGCAUCGGCCGAUAAUUAACAUUUUAUGAUGAUCGGCUUUAAUGUCAUCGUCAUUGAUAGGCUCCGCAAAAGACAUUUUCUCCGCGUUGCCGUCCUGUACAGUAUAUUUGAAUCCAAAAGCCGGUUUAUUUUUAGCCUUGUAGUACUAUAAAUAUCUUGACAGCCAAGUUUUUUUUUUUUUUUUUUUUUUUUUUUUUUAAUUUCGGCGUUGUGGGACAGACGACACGUAAUACCCGGAUCAAACUACAAGACAAAUUUGGUCAGACUACUGCAAUAAAAUCUUGUACCGGUCGAAUCAUUAAAGUUUCUGUGUGUGUGAAGUAAUUACAAUAAAGUAAUUUAAUUACAGCAAGUUAGCACCCAUUAGUUCUAGCAUGUUGUAAUGUUGGUUUGACCUGACUGAUAAGAAUACAUGAGCUGAAUAGAGAAUACUCAGUAUACAGUAAGACAAUUAUAUACAGUAAAUGAGCAAGUCAUUUCAAUAGAUACAUUGCUCCAUGUUGUGAUAGGGGAAAAACGUGUGUUCGUGGUCACCGGUGCUCGAGAGAGGACUUUAAUUCAAGGCUUGCUUGAGGUAUGUUACGUACUUUUAAUACGAUACGGCUCGCAAGCAGGCAACACAAAACGUAAACAAAGCUUGUGCUAGCACUAACGGUGGUACUGGAAAGUUUCGGUGUGCGAGAAGUAAUUACAGUAAGUUAGCACACAUUAUUUUUGUGUUUGACCUGACUGAUUAGAAUACAUAACGUGACUAGAGAAUACUCAGUAUACAGUAAGACAAGUUUAUACAGUAAAUGAGACAUUUAAAUAGACACAUUGCUCCAUGUUGUGAUCGGAUUAGUUACUGAUCGUGUAAAGGGUAAAAUUCUAAAAAAAACAUCGUCUUUGAAGAUAUAUGAGAAAGAGCCGUCUUUACUGUACAACCCUAUCAGGUACGCUUGAAAUUAGUUAACACGAUGAGUUAAUUUGCAUCCUCCAUCAAGGACCUUCGAUGUGACGACAUACAAACACCCCAAUGAUGAUGCUCAGACGAGAUUGUGCAGCUCAAGUCUGAACAGUGUGCCUGUAGGAUGGAGAGAUCAAAUGUACUCAAAACUGUAGCCUACAUAAGUGGAGCAUUUGUCCAUCUUUAUAAGCAUUCUACUUUCUGGAACAUGACUACCAUUGCCAUUAUCAAUCUUGGGAGGUUGGACGGUUAUAGUGAUGUGACUGAUGGCGAAAAUAAUUGUCCUACUGUUUACUGUCAAAACAAAAUGAGUGCAGUGGAAGUCUGCAGCCUAACACUGCAGAGUAUGUCUGCAGUGGUGGUUUAUCACCACUAAUCCAAAGUAAACGUUACGCGGCCUCUAGCCCAUUGGUAAGUGCACUCUUGCCUAUCUGAUAGCUAAUAACGGAGCCAUUAAAUGGACCGAUAACGUGCGCAGCUGUGUCCUCAUCUUCAUUCUGCUUUGCCCUUCCAUCUUUCCCGCCUCACCUCAGCCUCCCAUCGUUGCCGCCUAGCCCUUUAAUCCUCCAAUAAAACCUAUUUGGCGUCUGCCGUUGCCUCCAGGAAAUGAACAAUCCCCUAAACACUUUUCUUGAUGAAAGUAGUGUUCCAUCACUUUGGUGCCCAUGUGUCUGAUUUGUGUGCAAGUAGGCUUGGUGGUGCUGGUACACUGGAGGCUGAGCAGAUGAAUAGUCCAUCCCUGAGACAUGCUUAGUGCACGGCAGACAUGGGACUUGCUGGCUGCGGUGCAAGGCGACAGCUGGUUUGACUACAACUGGUGAUACAUUUGCAAAUGAGAGAAAGUCGUGGAAUGUUGCAGUUGAUCACACAGUUGUCCAGAACUUGUGGCAAGUUGAUCUAAGUAGAUAAGGCAGGGCGGCACGGUGGACGACUGCCUCACAGUUCUGACGACCGCAGUUCAAUCCCCGGCCCCGCCUGUGUGAAAUUUGCAUGUUCUCCCUGUGCCUGCGUGGGGUAUCUCCAGACACUCCGGUUUCCUCCCACAUCCCCCUAAAAAAGACAUGCGUGGUAGGUUAAUUGAAGACUAAAUGUCCUGUAGGCGUGAAUGUGAGUGUGAAUGGUUGUUUGUUUAUAUGUGCCCUGUGAUUGACUGGCAACCAGUUCAGGGUGUACCCUGCCUCCUGCCUGAUGAUAGGUCGGAUCGGCUCCAGCUCUCCCGCGACCCUUGUGAGGCUAAGCGGCUCAGAAAAUGGAUGGAUGGAUGGAUGGAUGGAUAGAUAGAUAGGGCAGUGAUUUUGUACAAACGCAGCGAAGUGAUUGAAAAGUUGCAAAUGAUUUCACGUCGUUGCUUGCUCCGUCGUCAAUGUGGGGCUCAGUCCGACCACCAGUUAAUUUCCUCCGCCCUGUCUGUCCAUCUGUCAGACUUCUGCAAAGAUCUUGUCUGGUUAAUUUGUCUAGUGGUCUGUCUGUCCAUCCGUCUAUGUGUCUUGAUUGACACGCCUGUCUUACUGUUGGUCAAUCUAUCAGUUUGUCUAUUGGUCUCAGUUGGUCAUUCCAUUCUUCUAUCUGUACGUACGUUCAAACAUAUAUUUCAGACGGACGUCUGUUAGUCAGCCUGGCUAUUCUUCUGUCCAGCUAUAUUUCAGCUAUUGGUCAGUCCAUUGUUCUGUCUUGUCGGUCAGUCAGUUUCAUCUGUGUCCAUCAAUUUGUCAUAUGGUUGGGCCAUUAGACCAACAGGUAUGUCCCACGGUCUGUCCGUCCAUCUUAGUCAGUUGUCUGCAUGUCUGUCCAUGAGUCUAGGACAGUCCAUCCAUGUGGGUUCUGCCCGACCAUCUGUCAGUCAGUUGGUCCAUCCAUUUGUCUGUUAACUUUGGUCAGUCUGUCUAUUCAUGUUCCCCUUUGUCUGAGUUGAUUCACCUGUCAUACAUUUGUCAGUUGAUCAUUUGGUCUGCAUCUGUCUGUUACUCAUUCCAUCAUUCUUUUGCCAAAUGGGUUGUUGGUUGUUGUCUUUUCUCUUGGUCAGUCUCUUGACGUACAGUCCGUCCUUUUUAAAGUUCUGAUUGUCUUAAUUCUGUUCAUCUAUCUAGAUUAGUUACAAUUCCAUCUUGACUGUAAUUACUUUUGCCUCUAUUGGAAUAGAACUCACAUCAAAUUAAAAAAAUGCACAUUUAGGUACAGUACAUUUUGAAUUUACAGUACUUUGAAUUGAAAAAACAUCAAAUCUCAGAGUGACUCUUCACGUUUGUUCAAUAUUUUCUCUGUCAUGAAAUCCAUAUUCUGCAUUCAUGUGUAUAUAUUGUUUCUGACUGCAGUUUUUCUAUUUUUCUACAUGGAUUGUCUAUCCAGUAAUUUACAUUUGAUAGGAUAAGUCAAACCAAACCAAUUGUCACAUAAUUGUUGACCUCAUAACUGCUAAGUGUGCGUGACAGUGUCAACUAAAUGAUACAAUCAAAGAAACAACAAAUGUAGUUGCCUGUACUGUAAAUACCUAAACUGAAUGGAACUCUUAAUAAAUGUCAUGAACAAUA
This is a messenger RNA of Phycodurus eques (leafy seadragon), 7587 nucleotides long. Its product is annotated as homeodomain-interacting protein kinase 1-like. The record is from RefSeq and is a predicted model, not a curated record. The coding region runs from base 46 to 1383 and encodes 445 amino acids. Lineage: Eukaryota; Metazoa; Chordata; Actinopteri; Syngnathiformes; Syngnathidae. The transcript is spliced from 8 exons. Gene Ontology annotation, biological process: peptidyl-serine phosphorylation; peptidyl-threonine phosphorylation. Gene Ontology annotation, cellular component: cytoplasm; nucleus. Gene Ontology annotation, molecular function: ATP binding; protein serine/threonine kinase activity; protein tyrosine kinase activity.